Phytophthora infestans T30-4 is the source of this 711-nucleotide messenger RNA. RefSeq lists its product as uncharacterized. Bases 1 to 711 code for a protein of 236 amino acids. Lineage: Eukaryota; Oomycota; Peronosporomycetes; Peronosporales; Peronosporaceae. The record is from RefSeq and is a predicted model, not a curated record. The transcript has 2 exons. Gene Ontology annotation, biological process: sphingoid catabolic process. Gene Ontology annotation, cellular component: endoplasmic reticulum.
AUGCUUGGGACUGGGGAUACUUUGGAUUCAAAGAAUCAUGCACAGCUCAUUCCACAAUUCGCUUCAAUCUCCGCAAUCCAAAAACUCACACAGAAUCUUUCAACUUUGGUGGCCUGGGCAGACCGUUUCGAUCUCGAGAAGCAAGUGACAUUCUACCUCUCCUACCACGACAACAAGAUCAACCAGUAUAUUCACUUCGCCUGUAUCUGGCAGAUCUUCAUCUCAGCGCUCUGCAUGUUCGCAUCGCUAGAGCCAUUCGCUGAGACUCCGAACUUCAUGGCGUCGCUACCAUACGGCCAGUACAUGAUGAUGAACCCAUCCUGUAUCCUUGCUGGCGUCUACAUGGUUUGGUACAUCCUGCUGGACCGAGUUGCUGGAUCUCUGGGCGCCGUUCUUAUAUUCAUCAGCUACAUCUUCGCCAAUUUCUUUGUCCAAGAUUACGCUCCAAACCGCUUCGAGCGCCCAGGCUGGCAGAUCGCACUGGGUGUCCACUGCUUCGCUUGGAUUAUGCAAUUCAUCGGUCAUGGCGUCUUUGAGCGUCGCAAACCGGCGCUCUUUGAAAGUCUGGAUCAGGCGCUGGUUACGGCUCCGAUGUUUGUACUACUGGAGGCUCUAUUUGCUCUUGGAUACCGACCCGAACUGUAUAAGCGCGUGUCUGCGGCGGCCAAGGCCAAUAUCAAGGCAUUCCGAGCCAUGGGCAAGACGCUGUAA